UAUAGCUGUGUGGUGUGACGUCACAUUCUCGCGAGAUCAGACUGGCGAUAUCUAAUUCACCUGUCUGAUUUAAGGAGCUGGAUUAUUGGAGGUAUUUUAACGCAUAUUAAAAGAUUUGCAAGACACAUGGACUGUUAUGGCUCCCAAACUAUUAGACGCACAUCGCGCUUGCUAUUUGUAGCCUCAGUCGCGCAGUGACAUGACGCACGGAUAUCAGCGGUAGGUUACAGUGCGCCGCUAAAUCUCGGCUGCUACGCGUUACGUGGUGGCCAAUUAGAGUUGCCGAUUCGGUUGCCUAGGCAAUUGCGACGCGCUUUUCUGAAAUAUGGCGGAAGACUGGAAUCAGGAUGUUGGGGAGGCAGUGUACAGAUCCCGGGACCCCAUAAAGAAUCUGAGGAUUCGAGUGACUCUGCAGCGGGUUACCCCGGCCAUUGCUCUGGUACAGCGGGUGCAGGAGGAGGAUGCAAAUAGAGGAGGACUCGAACUACAGGCGCUGCACAACAACCCAGAGGCGAACAGGGGGCCUCAUCCUAAUGAGGAGAAGGAAGAAGUGGUGAUUUCUUGGCAGGAGAAACUUUAUAGCCAGUUUGAAUAUGAACUAUACCAAAAUGAGGCUGCCUGCAGGACACCUUUAGAUCAUCAGUACUACCAAGAUGUAUUGUCUCUUGAGAGGGGUGGGGGGCGUAAAAACAGACGCAUCUUCACCUAUACGGACCAUGAUCGCUAUACAAACCUAGAAGAGCACAGCCAAUCAGUGACAACUUCUCUAGAUGAAACACCCACUUUCUUGGUAGAACGAAUGGCAAAUGUAAGAAGAAGACGGCAAGACAAAAGGCAGAUUGAUGGAGUUGGGAUGUGGCAUCGUUUUAUUACCUGGAAGCCUUCAGAUGAUUUUAUCAGAAGUAAUCACAUUAUUAACACUCCAGUACAGACAAUGUACAUAAUGGCAGACCUAGGACCAGGUGGAAACCUUGGAUUGAGGGAACAUGAACAUGUCCUAUGUACUGUUCGUGUGGAUGCAAAUGGUGUGAUCACGCUGAAACCUGAUGUUACUGGCACAAAGGGACCUUACAGGCUCGAGGUGGAAGGAGAAAAGCGGCAGCUGUGGAGAUAUACUUUGCAGCACGUGUCUGAAUCUGUUCAGAAGGAAGAGCAGGAAAGGGAACAACAUAUCUACAAGGAUUUAUACAGCCGACAUAAAGAAUAUUUGAACAGUUUGGUGGGCUCUGACUUUGAAAUGCCCCCUGCAGGUACCCUAAGAGUCUUCAUUAAUGGGGAAAUUGUCUCAGCACAGGAGUUUGAGUAUGAUAAUCUCUAUGUACAUUUCUUUGUGGAACUCCCUAAAAACUGGUCCAGCCCAGGGUUCCAGGAGCUCUCGGGAGUCACCCAAACCUGCCGAACAAAAACUCGUGCAAGGGACAGUGUUGCAUACUUCUGUUAUCCCUUCAAUUUUGAGCUCUUUCUGUCAGAGGAGGCUGAUUCUGAAGAAACCACACAGUUGCCAGUGCUUUUCUUUGAAGUCUUAUCACUAGAUUUUUGGCAAAGAUAUCGAGUUGAAGGAUAUGGGUCUGUUGUAUUACCUGGGACUCCAGGAAUGCAUGUCCUUACAGCUCAGACAUGGCGGCCUGUAGAAUUGGGAGUGCUUACGGAGCUCAAAAGAUUUUUCAUAGGUGGAUCUCCAGAACUUGAGGAUCUAACUUAUGUCAGAGUGCCUGAAACAUUUCAGGGACAACGCCUUAGUCGCUUAGGCUUCAGGACAAAGUCAUCUGGGAGCCUGACCGUGCGAUUGCACUGUUUACAUCAUUCACGUUCCUUCCUUGAUGGCAGAUCCCUGAGGAAAAGAAUGCAAAGUGUGUUGGAUCAUUUGGGACAUUCCAGCCAACAGAGCAGCAUUCAGAAUGUUCUUGAUGCCUUUCAGAGAGCACGCCGGCGUAUGCAACAGGCCCGUGACAGUCUUCCUCUGGAUAUUCUGAACACAUCUAAGGCAACAUUAGAGCAAUCUACUGCCUGAACCUGCUCUGUGCCCAGAUCUACUGCAUAGGGAUAGACUGACCAGAAUAUGACAAGCAGUCUGAAAGCCAAUGUGAUUUGGAUUCUGGUCCCUUCUCCAGGCCCUUGAGAAGAUACAGAGUUUUCCAGUAACCCAAUCUAAUUCCUGUGUCUUUUAUCAUAAAGGAUGCACAUGAAUCCUUUACUGUUAAAUUAGAGGCAUGGCAGAUUGUGUGCACCAGGAGAUACUCACUAUUCCAGCAUGAAAAGGACUUUUUGCUUUGGUAUCAGGCACAAAGCACUUUAUCCUGAUUAUCUUAAAAAGAAUACUGGUGGAAUCUCUUAAAUCCUUGUAUUUGUGUUUGCUAAAUGAUUAUUAAUUUCUACUGCACAAUACGAUCAUUACAUUUACAUUUGUGUUAUAACCAAAACACUGAGAAUAAAGAUAUAUUUUUGAAUAGUA
Xenopus tropicalis (tropical clawed frog) is the source of this 2452-nucleotide messenger RNA. RefSeq names its product Meckel syndrome, type 1 (gene mks1). The transcript is spliced from 18 exons. Gene Ontology annotation, cellular component: cilium. The record is from RefSeq and is a predicted model, not a curated record. Bases 326 to 2011 code for a protein of 561 amino acids. NCBI's taxonomy places the organism in Eukaryota, Metazoa, Chordata, Amphibia, Anura, Pipidae.